Molecule: messenger RNA, 909 nt
Organism: Exophiala spinifera
Lineage: Eukaryota; Fungi; Ascomycota; Eurotiomycetes; Chaetothyriales; Herpotrichiellaceae
Exons: 2
Coding region: 1-909 (302 amino acids)
Source: RefSeq, a predicted model, not a curated record
AUGGCGGCACAGGAUCCAAAGAGCCGUGUCACAGACGAUCAGCGCGAGAGGUUCAAGAAGCAGUUCUAUUCGACGCACCUACCUGACAGGUUUGAUGCUGCUAGGCAGGUCCUGGAACAAUAUAGCGGGAUACCGACCGACGAAGUAAAUGAACAUGUUUUGAGGAUCCGAGAUCAAGGUUGGGCCAUCUUGCCCUUCCCCUGCAUAGGCCAAUUCCGCUUCCUGGAGCUGGAGCGUACGCUCACAGACCCUCGCUACCAGGCUGCACUCACUCGCCUUCGGCAUGGAGGCUCGGUAGAUGCCUUGCUCGACGUGGGAUGUUUCGUGGGUCAGGUUGUGCGCGCCCUCGCCUUCAACGGCGCUGACCCCGCGAAGCUGUAUGGCACGGAUCUGGAGCAGGCAUAUCUCGACCUUGGCUUCGACUUGUUUCGUGACAGCGGCAAGAUGGACCGGUCGCACUUCAUUGCGGGUGAUAUGCUGCUGGAGCCGCGGGAUCCGCGCCUAGAUCCCUUUGUAGGCAGAUUUACUCUCAUCCACGCGAGCAGUUUCUUCCAUCUUUUCGACUGGUCGCUGCAAAUCAAGGCCGCGAAGCGGUGUGUGGAGUUCAUGAAUCCUGAACUGCCCAAUGUGAUGGUAUUUGGAGGAAUGGUCGGAAGGGAGGAGCCUGGCGAUGUACGUGGACCGGGACAGUCGAAGUUGUUUAUGCACAACGCCGAGAGCUGGGCGAGGCUGUGGGUUGAAGUCGGGGAGGCGACAGGGACCCAGUGGCAGACUGAAUUCGAGUUUGUCGAUGAUGAGGCAUUUAGGACAGAUAAUCCGCAGUAUGCCAUUGCUGGGAUUAAGAGGGUCCGAUUUGGUGCUUACAGAGUACAACUUCCCGGAUCAAACAGCAAUGGAUCGAUACGAUGA